GUACUUUGCAAGGGUUGAUAGUAAACGAACAUUACAAUGCAGUAAACUUAUACAGAAACAUUACAAUGCAGUAAACUUAUACAGAAACUCGCUGCCAUUUAUGUGCUUGUCUUCGACGAAAUGCACUCUAUCUCAUUUACUUAUAUAUUAGACGUCGAAUCCGUGUAUCACUCCCAAGCGAUGGAGAUAUCUUUUAUUUUAUUGUUAAGGGCGAUUCUUCUGUUGAUUGCAGGCCCAUGUGUAUUUUCUGCAGUAGUCCCUGCUUUAAUAUCGUUCGGAGACUCUACAGUAGACGCGGGAAAUAACAACCAUCUUCUUACGUUAGCAAAGAGCAACCAUCCUCCCUACGGACGAGACUUUCCUGGUAGAAAGAUAACGGGUCGAUUUUCCAAUGGAUUCAUAGCUAUAGACUACGUUGCAUCUAUGCUUGGACUGGGCUCUGCAACCGUUGGUUAUUUGAAUCCGGAAGCUAAAGGAGAUAAUAUUGUGAGGGGCGUUUCAUUUGCUUCAGGAGGAUCUGGUUUAUACCAUGGCACUGCCCAAAUUUAUAAUGUCAUAAGCCUAGACGAUCAAUUGAAACUCUACAGACAAUACAGAGAGGAUUUAGCUCAUGUGGUGGGUGCGGCCAAUUCUUCCAGAAUUUUGUCGGACGCUGUUUAUCUCAUAAGCAUCGGUAGCAAUGACUAUCUUAACAACUACUACGUGAAUAUUAUUCUUGGAAUUGAAUAUAAUCGCCGACAGUACAGAAACCAUCUACUCAAUAUUUUGUCUGGUUUCCUAGCGGAGCUUCGAAACAUGGGUGCACGUAGAGUGGUGGUGGCAUCUCUUCCUCCGUUUGGCUGCUUGCCCUCGCAAAUAACACUAUACGGUCUCGGAAAGGAAACUUGUCUCCAAAAGCUUAACAAAGAGGCAUCGAUUUUUAAUUCGAAAAUGCUGAAACUAUUGCAGAUGUUUAACGGAACGGAUGGCAUGAAGAUUGCUUAUUUAGACAUUUUCUCCCAGCUCUACGACGCUGCUAGAUUCCCAGCCAAGUAUGGGUUUGUAGAAGGGCGGAGAGGAUGUUGUGGAACAGGGCGUCUGGAAGCAUCGAUCUUGUGCAAUAAAUUUAGUAUUGGCACAUGUGAAAAUGCUUCAAAGUAUGUAUUCUGGGACAGCUUCCAUCCAUCAGACAGAAUGAACUUUCUUAUUGCAAAAACGCAGCUUCCCAAAGCUCUCCAACAAUUGUUAUGACAGCUGCUAUAUUCCACUAUGAUUAAUAGUCAUUUCUGGGAAUGUUCUUUAUUGAAAUA
Messenger RNA from Cryptomeria japonica (Japanese cedar), 1289 nucleotides. Its product is annotated as GDSL esterase/lipase At5g03810. NCBI's taxonomy places the organism in Eukaryota, Viridiplantae, Streptophyta, Pinopsida, Cupressales, Cupressaceae. Gene Ontology annotation, molecular function: hydrolase activity, acting on ester bonds. The record is from RefSeq and is a predicted model, not a curated record. The coding region runs from base 121 to 1230 and encodes 369 amino acids. The transcript is spliced from 5 exons.